Messenger RNA from Prunus dulcis (almond), 2000 nucleotides. Its product is annotated as DNA polymerase delta subunit 3. The transcript is spliced from 8 exons. Gene Ontology annotation, cellular component: nucleus; delta DNA polymerase complex. Gene Ontology annotation, molecular function: DNA-directed DNA polymerase activity. The record is from RefSeq and is a predicted model, not a curated record. Gene Ontology annotation, biological process: DNA replication; nucleotide-excision repair, DNA gap filling; DNA strand elongation involved in DNA replication. Lineage: Eukaryota; Viridiplantae; Streptophyta; Magnoliopsida; Rosales; Rosaceae. The coding region runs from base 118 to 1743 and encodes 541 amino acids.
UGGCGGGAAAAAGAGGUGAGCUUUGGGAGGGAAAAUCAUUGAAGAUCUAUUUUUCACGGGCUCUUAUUGUUAUUCGUAGAGAAAAUUAACGACCCAAGUUUUUCCUUUUUUGAAAAAAUGGCCCAAAUCGAAACCCUAGGAAUCAUCCAAGACAUCGAAACCCUCGUCUCCGAUCAACUUCAAGUGGUUUCCUACAAAUGGCUGAGUCGGAAUUACUUGGUGUCUUCCAAUGCUGCGAAGAGGUUACUCCAUGAGUUUGUUGAAAAACAUGGAAAUGGGUUGGAAGUGGUAUAUGUUUUGGCUGGCUGGUUGAAGAGCAAUCCUUCGAGCUACCAUAUAAGGCUUGUUUCUGGGCCUAAACUUGCAGAAGCAAAAGAAGAAUUUGAAGGCAACUGUUCAGUCGAGGUUUAUAGUGUGCAAGCUUGCAUCCCAAAGGAUCCAGCUGCAUUGUGGAAUGCUGAAUUUGUACAAGCAGAGGAGCUCUUCAAGCAGGCUCCAUCGGUUGAAAAUUGCUUGAGGGAUAACAGGUUUUGUGGGAUUUCCAAUUCCUUUGUUAAGCGUAAUAUGGAGGGAAUGCCAUUGAGCAUUGAAGCUCCACAACUUAAAACCAAAGCAGUUGUAGGGCCAUCUGAAAGCAAUUUAGCUCAUCAAAAUAUUGCAUUUCCAAAACAUGUCCAGAAUAAAGGACAACAAUCUAGCCCAAAAGUUGGUUUACAGGCUCCCAAUGUGGUAAAAGAUGUCAAAAGUGAAAGCAAUGGAACAGGAGCUUUUGAUCAGGCUAACAAACCACCAGCAGUCAAAGAUAAAGUUCCUCCUGUGCCUGCUAACAAAAAGAAAGUCCAAAAUGAUAAAAGCUCUUCUGCUUCUGGAGGUUCAUUGGCAAAUUUGUGGGGUCGUGCAUCUGUCAAGCCAAAGUCAAAUACUCUGUCAGAAAAUAAUAAUUCUAUUCUUAAUCAUACUGGAGCUAGUGCAGACGCUCAAGUUUGUGCCCAAGAAGCAGUAGCCAGUGUCAGCAGCGACGAUGAUGGUCACGAAGUCAAUUUCAAGAGAGCUUCCAACGGGGAAGGCACUAGAAAAAGGAGGGUUGUCUUUGAUUUCUCAGAUGAUGACGAAGAUGAAGGUGCAGUUAAUUUAGCAUCACCAGAUAAUCAAAAAGAGCAAUCAUGCCAAGAUCUGAAAGAAAGUAGCAAAGUUUUGGUUCCAGAGGGAACCAGUUUGAACUUUGACGAGCAGGUAGAAGAUAAACCCAAGGUAGAAGAUAAGCCCAAGGUAGAGGAUAAACCCAUGGUUAAGGAAGAGGUUUCUGUUGAUCGAAAAUCUAACCAAUCUUUCAGAGAAGAUUCUUCAGUUUCAGGCAUCAGCAAAGGGAGAAAUGCUGGGAUUAUCCUGAAAGAGAAGACACAUAGCUGUAUUCCCGAAAAAGAUCUUAACAAAAAGGAUAAACUGAACACCACUGCUUCAAGUUCACCUAAAAGAAGAAAAGUUUUGAAGACAGUGAUUGAUGAACGUGGAAGAGAAGUGACUGAGGUAAUCUGGGAGGGUGAGGAGACAGAAGCAAAGAAAGCCGACACUAGUAUAACGAAGAAAGUUGAUAAUACAGUUGCCAGUGCUGUUAACAGGCCUCCUGCAGCUAAGAAGUCAGUGGUAAACACUGCUCCAACAAAUGGUAAAGCAGGAAGCAAAAAGGGUGGAAACAAGGACCCUAAGCAAGGCAAUAUUCUUUCAUUCUUCAAGAAGGUCUAAGCCCUUUUUCAAACCCCAAGGAUCCCUGCAGCAGUGUUUGAUUAUAAUGGUUCUUACAUCUUGUUAUAUUUUCAAAGAUGACAGAGAGAAGAGUGUUUGCUUUUCUUCUCUGCUGCUAAUCGAGUUCUCGAAUGUGUAUAUUCUCUUCUUUUGGAUUUAUACUCUUAAUUUCAGCAUUAAACCAUCAUGGUUUAUUUUUGUACUAGCAGAGUGCAGACAUGGGGCCAUUUGGAUAGUCUGAUUACUUCAAAUUUAAA